Tilletiaria anomala UBC 951 is the source of this 3030-nucleotide messenger RNA. RefSeq lists its product as uncharacterized. The coding region runs from base 142 to 3000 and encodes 952 amino acids. The record is from RefSeq and is a predicted model, not a curated record. NCBI's taxonomy places the organism in Eukaryota, Fungi, Basidiomycota, Exobasidiomycetes, Georgefischeriales, Tilletiariaceae. The transcript has 2 exons.
CUCUAGGCUUCCUCUCGCCGGAUUCCACAGGGCAUACCUCAAAGGCAAGCAGGAGACGCUGCAUCUCCCUGAUCUCUGUUUCCACCCACCCCUGUGCACUCCUUCCGUGAAAGCCUGUAUAGAACAACCGACGCGAGCAAUAUGAGCAAUACCGAUACCAUCGCGGCCACCGCCGCACAGCCUUCCACCGAACAGACCAACACCUUGGCUGUUAAUCCCGUCGCCUCCAGCAGCAGCGAUAGCGGCAGCAAGCCGAAAGAAGAGGCUCACACCUCCCUCGAGACACCUCAAGGUACUGCCUCUCCGCCACCUGCUUCACGUCCCAAGAAGCGGCGCACAGCACUCUUGCGGCGCCGGAACCACGGCCGGGAUCAUGUGGAGAGCGAAGGGGAAGAGGAUAACGAUGGGCCCGGGGACGGAGGCCACGCGAGCUCGUCAAGUGUGAGCAGCUCCGACGAAGGCUCAGAGGAGGAGGGCUCUGAUGAUGAAGACGUUAGCGACGGGGAUGAUGAGAGUGAAGGGGAUCUCGAAGAUGAGGAGCACAGGGCGGAAAGCCCGGCGGUCGACACUAUCUCGUCAGUGCCGGAAGCAGCAGACCCCGUCACUGGCCCCACGAAAGGAAAGAGCAAGGUGCAAUCGGCCAAGAAGGACAAACCCGAGUCAUGGGACUCGAUCGUCUCGUCCGACCUUCCCAUCUCAGGCACAGCUGCGCUAUCAGGGGAGAAGAAAAGCAAGAGCGGAUCAAACAAAGCGGGCUCAUCAGCCGCAAGCGCAGCUAAUAGUAUUGCAGGCUCCAAAAAGCCGCCAAAGAAGCUGUUCGAAGCGGACGAUUCAGAAAGGGCAUUCAAGGCCCCCGUAGAUGCUGAGCUCGAAGGGGUAGAUUUCGAUCAAUUUUCGCUUCGGGAAGACUCGCCCAGCCGCAGUCCGCGUCAACAGGCACGCGCUGCGGACGGCGCGCGUAGUAUGGGACGAGGAGCAGGGGCCGGCGGCUCAAGGGGUGGUAGAGGCGGUGGUGGCGGUGGUCGCGGCGGAGGGCGUGCAGCAGAGCAGUAUCGCGAAAAGCUGAGCAGCGAUCCAACAUUCACGCCGCGCGUCGGUCAAUUCUGGGGCCACGAUGAGCGUCUUAUGGAUGGGAGCAUGCGCAAGCUCAGCGGGUGGUGGCGCGGGCGCUCGGGUCCGCCUCCGCCGGAUGCACACGCUCAGUCCGGCCGUGGAGCAGCGCCGGCGGGUACUCGGCCUUCCUCGUACGGCAUGCAUAAUGCGCGGUCUCCGCGGGGAGCAGGUGUCACUCGAGGUGUGCGCGGAGGUUUCCGCGGAACUCCUCCGGCGCCGAGAGGGAAGAACUUCAAGGGGUCCGGCGCGGCAAGAUCAGGCUUACUUGGAUGGGGUGACGAUGAUGACGAUGUCGACUACGAUGCACUCGAGGGCAAGACGACGUUCCGCCGGCAGAGGGUCGAGCCUCCGCGGCGUAAGCAGGAGGAGGAGGACAGGACGGCUGCGCCAGAGAAGGUGCCACAAUCUGCAGAAAUGGAUCAGAGCGCAGCUUCGGCGCAUGAUGGCCCAAUCUUGGCUCAAGAAGGCCUGGAAAGUUCCGCCGCCUCAACACCCGCGGCGGCUGCGGCUCAGGCCACUGGUCUCAUCGCAUCUACAAGUGCGCCAGAGGGUCGCUGGGGACAUGAUGGAUUCGAUGUGCUGUUGCAGCAAGGCGAAAGGGCAAAUCGGGGUGGCAAGGGAGCGAAGGGCCGGAAAAAUCGCGGUGGGGCCGCGGUUACGACUCCAGCCGUCACUCCGCCUGCCGCUCAGGCUCAGGCUCAGUCUCAGGCUCACCCUGCGCUAGGCUCGCUUGCUCAACCAUUAAUUGUGCAACAAGCGCAGAAUGACAGCGGUCAAGCGCAAUCGGACCCGCAUUCGCAGCCGCAGUCUCCACCGGAUGGUACGCAAAUGCAAGCCGCAGCCCGUCUCUCGGCAGCUCUGCGUGCACCUACAGGACCAUCAGGCCCCGGAUUUGCAGCUGUCAAGCUCAACAGCUCAGGUUCCGCAGCUGCUGCGGCUGAUCCUAGGGCUGCAGCUACGCAGAUUGUCGCCGGCGGGCCCGCAGCGGCUACCAUGACUCCUCCGGUCCGACUACCUGGCUCUUCGGCAGCUCGCACCAUCAUAUCUGCAGCACGCUCCCCAGCGGCCUCUGGUCUCGCUAUGUCGUUAUCCGGUUCUGGAACGCAGAGCCACGACGGCCAACGUCCCGCUGCCGGUACGCCGCAGCACGAUGACGCUUCGCAGAGCCAGGCGGAGAGCGCACGGAUGUCAAGCCGGCCUUCGAUGAGAGGAGCAGCUCUUCCACCGAUGCUGCAGCCUGCCAUGCCAAUGCUUCCGCCAGGCUUUGCGAUGGAUGCCUCUGGCAUGGUGUAUGACUUGCAAGGCGCACAGCCGCUCGCUGUCGGCUACUACCCGCAGCCAUCGUCCAUGGCUAUGCAGAUGCAGUCCUACUACGCAGGCACGCCGCCCAGCGUCGAGGCGUAUGAUCAGGCCAUGCAUGCCGCCGUCGGCCCUGCCUUACAGCGCGUCAAGCAGGGUCACAGCCACGUCCACGGUCGCAAGCCCAGCACGAUCCCAGCCAGCGCAGCACGCGUUGCCGAGUUCAGACCCGGUUCCGGAUCGGGCGAUCACGCCAGCACGCCGGUCGUUUCAGGAGCCGACCCUGCGAUUCUCAGCUAUGCGUAUGGCGGCGCUAACGAUGGCCGCGUUGGUGAGGCCAGUCGCUUGAAUCGGGACGGCACCGCUCCGCCGUAUGCCGCAACAAACCCUUAUGCGGCAACUGCCGUCGCGCAGUCCGCCUACAUGCAGAUGCACUACAUGGAUCCUUACAGUGGGGCUGGGACACCGCCUGCCGCGGCUCUUGCCGCCAUGUACGCCUAUGGCGAAUCUCCCGCUGCCUACGGACCUGGCAUACCGGAUGCGGAGGACGGAAUGCAGCCAAGCCAUGGGUAUUAUCACCAGAUGUAGUAUUCCAUUGCAAAAUGCACUCCGUCCAGA